Molecule: messenger RNA, 435 nt
Organism: Blumeria graminis f. sp. triticale
Lineage: Eukaryota; Fungi; Ascomycota; Leotiomycetes; Helotiales; Erysiphaceae
Source: the annotation of a GenBank genome assembly
CAGGGAAAACGCAAGGCCGCUGCUAAGAAACCCACUGGUCCGCGCAAGAAUGAACCUCUUCCUACUGUUUUCCCAUGCCUUUUCUGUAACCAUGAAAAGAGCGUUAUGGUUAAGCUGGACAAAAAAGCAGGUGUGGGAUAUUUGAACUGUAAGGUGUGUAAUCAACAAUUUCAAUGCGCAGUGAACUAUCUUUCAGCUGCGGUAGAUGUCUACUCUGAUUGGGUCGAUGCCUGCGACGCUGUAGCUAAAGAAGAUGGAGAAGAGCCUGAACAAGUACAAACGAGCAGUCGACCAAAUGGCGGUGCAACUUCAUCCCGGACUACACCAUUAAAGAAAAAGCAGGUCGGUGAACAAGGGGGAACGAGUAAUUCGAAUAUCAGUUACAGUAAUCUUCAUACAAACCAAUCGAUGUUAGCAUACGAUGAUGAUUAUUGA